Messenger RNA from Salmo salar (Atlantic salmon), 3548 nucleotides. RefSeq names its product uroplakin-3b. Gene Ontology annotation, cellular component: membrane. The record is from RefSeq and is a predicted model, not a curated record. Lineage: Eukaryota; Metazoa; Chordata; Actinopteri; Salmoniformes; Salmonidae.
UACAUAGACCCAAGACCCGAUGACAAUCAAACAGGACCUGAUCCAGACAGAGGGACAAGUUAGAAUUCUGGACCUGGACGCAAAUUUCACCUUGUGUAUUCUACUCUUUUUUUUCUCAACACUAAGUUUUGUAUAUAUUUUUGGUGGCGGGACCCAAAUUGGCCGCCUAUAUCACUUAUGCAGAGGUCUGGCCCUGAGUAGAAGUAUGUACCGUAGCCUAUGUAAACGGGUAUUUAUUGAUUUUGUAGGAAUUUAUUAAUCUUAUAUUAUCAUUGGAGACUUACGAUUUUGUGGUUAUAAUUUAGCAAAUUUAAUUAUACUUUUAAAGUUUUGUCCUUGACAAACGUUUGAUAGCGUUUCUCCGGGAACUGUGAACUCCCACAGACUACUAACGUAACACCUACAGUUUUAGUUCACCUGCACACACCAUAGAGAAGGCACGGUAACUUACUGGAAAAUAUAUUUUGUCGAGCGAAAUACUAAUAGUAGAAACAUCGGGGGCACAUUUUUGACAGUAUCAACCCCAAAAUAUCUGCGAUGUCUUGGACGUACAUGUUAUCAUAUACAUAUUUCUUCAGUGUAUUUAUGUUCGGAGUCCGACCGCAAAUUGUGUCUCUGGAUCAUAUUCCUGAGAUUCUCCCCUAUGAGGCGAGCGGCAGGGUAACCAGCACUACCAUUGUGCUAGGCCAGCCUCUGUGCUACUUCAACACACUGACCCAGCUCAAAUGCAGUCAAAGCACCUGUCAAGUAUGGGCUGCCAUCGCCUCUGGACCAGGCAUCAACAACUUUGACAUUGACAAGCUGGUAGCAGUACAGAUCGUCAGUGCCUCUCCAUACCCUAUUGCCUUCAGCAGCCAGACUAAUAGAAUGUACUUUGUCACCAAAUUGGGUCGCCCUAAGGACUUCCCCUGUGGCCAGUUGCCUGGCAUCAAGUACUUCAGAGUAGGUGCGGAGGGCAACUGCACCAACACCAACUGCAAUGGGAUCCUACCUCCGGGUUCCACUGUCAGGGUGAAGUACAUCCUCAUUGAUCCAGUCUCCAGAGGAGUGGUCUCAGAGUCUAAAUGGUCCUAUCCCAUUUCUCUAACAUCAACGAGGUCCUGGUCCUCCAUAGAUGAGUGGUUAGGGAAGCGCUCUGGGGGAAUGGUGGUCAUCACAGUCAUCUCUUCCUGUCUGCUGGCUGUCCUGCUACUCCUGCUGGGAGCUGUGCUGCUACUGGACGGUUUGGGAUCAUUCCGUGGAGGCCAUGACAUCACCACUGGACCUGGGAUACUGGGACAAUACUCAUACUAACUUCCUCCACUCUCAGACCAGUACAGCACUCCUCAAGACAUUUCUGUGACCAUUGAUGUGGACACUUCACUGUGCAUCUAGCAGAGGCCUAGGAUGGAAAGAUGCAUAUGGUUAAACCUUAUGUUAAUGUUCUGAUGCCAUUUCUACAUGAACAUUGCCUUGCAAAAGUAUUCAGACCCCUUGGAUUUCUUCACAUAAUUUUUUAUUGUGUUACAAAGUGGGAUUAAAAUAGAUGUAAUUGUCAUUUUUUGUCAACAAUCUACACAAAAUACUCUAAUGUCAAAGUUGAAGAAAAAUGCAAACAUUUCUUAAAGAUUAUCAAUCAAAUAUAGAUAGACGUUGCAUCAGUAUUCACCUCCCUGAGUCCAUACACAUUAGAAACACCUUUGACAGCGAUAACAGCUGUGAGUCUUCUUGGGUAAGUCUCUAAGAGCUUUGCACACCUGGAAUGUGCAAUAUUUGCAUAUUAUUAUUUUCAAAAUUCUUCAAGCUCUGUCAGAAUAAUGGCUAAACAGCAAUUUUCUUUCCAUAGUAUUUCAAGCAGAUUUAAGUCAAAACUGUAACUUGGCCACUUAGGAACAUUCACUGACUUCUUAGUAAGCAACUCCAGUGUAGAUUUGGCUUUGUGUUGUAGUUUAUUGUCCUGCUGAAAGGUGAAAUCCUCUCACAGUGUCUGGUGUAAAGCAGACUGAAGCAGGUUUUGCUCUAGGAUUUGACCUGUUCUUAGCUCCAUCCCAUUUCAUUUUAUCCUAAAAAACUCCCCAAUAUUUGCCGAUGCAACCACCAUCAUCCUUGAAAAUAAGGAGGCAGUUACUCAGUGAUGUGUUGCAUUUAGGCCAGAAAGUGUAUUCCUUUACCAGGUAAUUUUUGUUCAGUAUUACUUUAAUGCUUUGUUGUAUACAAAAUGCAUGUUUUGGAAUAUUUUGUAUAUUUGUGUUCUUUUCACGCUCUCAUUUAGGUCAUUAUUUUGGAGUCACUACAAUGUUGUUGAUCCAUCCUCAGUUCUCUCCCAUCAGAGCCAUUGAACUCUGUAGCUGUUUUUAAAUCACCAAUGGCCUCAUGGUAACAUCCCUGAGCAAUUUCAUUCCUGUCCUACAGUUCAGUUCAGGACUGUAUCUUAGAGGUGUCUGGGUGGUUUAAUAUUGUCACGUCCUGACCCUAGUAAGAUGUCAUUUUCUAUAGUAGAGUAGGUCAGGGCAUGACAGGGGGUGUUUUGGGUUGUUCUAUGUUUUCUAUGUUUAUGUUCUAGUUUUUCUAUUUCUAUGUUGGGAUUGUUUGGGUUGAUCUCUAAUUGGAGGCAGCUGAUCCUCGUUGCCUCUGAUUAGAGAUCAUAUUUAAGUAGGGGUUUUUCUUCCUGGGUUUUGUGGGUAGUUGUUUUCUGUUUAGUGUAUGUCACCUGACGGAACUGUUUUCGGUCGUUUUGUUGUUUUGUUUAAGUGUUAUUCAUUAUAGGAAAUAUGAGCACUUCACACGCCGCGCCUUGGUCCCCGACCCACAUAAAAAUAUAUCAUGCACAUAAUUAAUAACUAGACCAUGCUUAAAGAGAUAUUCAAUGUCUGAUUAGUCAUUGUUACCCAUCUACCACUGCUCUUUUCACUGCUCUUUUGUAUGCGGCUUUUUAAAAGCUCCCUGGUCUUUGUAGUUUAAUCUGUGCUUGAAAUUCAAUACUUGACCGAGGGACCUUACAGAUGUUGUAUAUAUAGGGGACAGAGGAAGGGUUAGUCAUUUAAAAAUCAUGUCAACCCCGUAUUAUUUAACACAGUGAGUCCAGGUAACUUUUUAUGUUAUUUGUUAAGCCAAAUAUUACUCCUGAUCUAAUUUAGGCUUGUCUAAACAAAGGGCUGAAUACUAAUGCAAAAACUCUAUUUUUGUUAUUUAAUUAAAACAAAUAGUAAUCUUCCACUUUGACAUUAAGGAAUAUUUGGUGUAUAUUAUUGACCGAAAAUGACGAUCCAUUUUAAUCCCACUUUGUAACACAAAAUGUGAAGAAAUCCAUGGGGUUUGAAUACUUUUGCAAAGCACUUUUGCAAGGCAAUCUGCUACAGUACUUAAUCGAAUGUCUAUGGGAACCAUAAUUAAUCAAGUCUUUCUCUCUCCCUAUCUAUCUGACAUCACAAUCUUAAACCUUUCUUGGACUGCAACAGAUUAUUUUAAAGAUGUUUGUAUAUGUCUAAAUGUUUGAAUCUAUUUGUAGUAUAUAUCUAUUUUUGUUAUACACUGCUCAAAAAAAUAAAGGGAACACAAUGUAACUCCAA